AUGUAUGCAAUUAUUUCACACAACAUUGAUUUUGUUACAUUCUUGAUGAAUGAACACAAUUUAAAUAUCGAUUUAGUAUCUUGUGGCGAAUACAAUAAUCUUGACACGCUUUUAGUUUAUUUCGAUCAAACUAAUGACAUUGACACAUGCUUUGUUUAUUCAUCGAUGCUUGACAUUCCAUCUCUUUGCAUAAAUUUCCUUUCACUUGGUGCAGAUAUCAAUUCAACUGCUAAUAGAUAUAGGUGCGAUUCUUAUAAAACAACUGCUCUUCAAUGUGCGGCAAUUAAUAAUAAUAAAGAAUUAAUUGAAUAUCUAAUUUCAAAAGGGGCAAAGAUUUGGAGAAACGCUCUUCAUCUUGCAGCAAUAAAUAAUAGUUACAAUGCAGCAGAAGUUCUUCUUGCACAUGGUAUUGAUGUCAAUAUAACAAAUGACUAUGGAUUAACAGCUCUUGAUUAUGCAAUAACGAAUAAUUGCAUAGAAACAAUAAAAUUGCUUUUGCGUAAUAAAAAAGGACAAACUGCUCUUCAUGAUGCAACAAUAAAUAAGAGUAAAGAAAUAAUUCAAUUCCUUCUUUCACAUGGUGUAAAUAUCGAUGAAAAAGAUGAAAUGGGAUAUACGGCUCUUCAUUUUGCAGUAAUUGCUAAUAGUAAGGAAAUAAUUAUACUUCUCCUUUCAUACAAUCCAAAUGUCGAUGAAAAAGAUAAAUAUGGGAAAACUGCUCUUCAUUAUGCAGCAAUCUAUAAUUACAAAGAUAUGGCUGAAUCACUUAUAUAUCAUGGUGCAAAUAUCAAUGAAAAAGAUAAUUAUGGGAAAACAGCUUUAAAUGAUGCAUUAGGUAACAAUAGUAAAGAAGUAAUUGAACUCCUUCUUUCACAUGAUGCAAAUUCAAAUUCUUGA
Trichomonas vaginalis G3 is the source of this 897-nucleotide messenger RNA. Its product is annotated as spectrin binding. The record is from RefSeq and is a predicted model, not a curated record. Lineage: Eukaryota; Parabasalia; Trichomonadida; Trichomonadidae. The transcript has a single exon. Bases 1 to 897 code for a protein of 298 amino acids. Gene Ontology annotation, molecular function: protein binding.